GAGGGAGGGGUUCAGGAUAUACUGUCCGUCCACGGGGGCCUGCACACGGCAUUUCUGCUAACUUAGCAGACUGAGUGUGCGUCUGGUUGAAACCUGCUGGUCGAGUCGUUAUUGUUAUGCCUCUAUGGAGCAGGAACGAGGAUGCAGGCUGAGGACACCUGAGGAAAACUCAGAUCAGCAUGAACCUAAGGAGAAGUGAGAGCACGGCGAGUUAAGUCAGCGUCCUCCGUCCUUCCGCACCGCCAUGCCUGCGUUGGAGGUGAUCUGCAGCCUGAUUGGCUGGCUGUGUCUCUACCUGUUGUUCUGCUUCGCCUUCUCUCAGCGAGGGCCCGAGUGGAACUGUCGCCUGGUCACUUUGACCCACGGGGUCCUCAUAGUGCUGCUGACGGCGUACGUCGUGUUUGUCGACGGUCCCUGGCCCUUCACACAUGCAGGCACAGAAAACACCGAGCUCCAGGUAUUCGCCUUGGCCGUCUGCCUCGGCUACUUCUUCUUCGACAUGGGUUGGUGCGUGUGCUACCGGAGCGAGGGCCCCGUCAUGCUGGCGCACCACGCCGCCAGCAUCUCCGGCAUCCUCCUGGCGCUGCUGAUGGGCGUGUCGGGCUGCGAAACCUGCGGCGUCAUCUUUGGCAGCGAGCUCACCAACCCCCUGCUGCAGACGCGCUGGUUCCUCCGCCGGCUGGGCCUCUACGACAGCCUGCUGGGAGACGCCGUGGACCUGCUCUUCAUCCUGCUGUUCGCCACGGUGCGCGUCGGCGUGGGGACGGUCAUGUUCUACUGCGAGCUCACCUCGCCCAGGACGUUGCUGAUAAUGAAGCUCGGCGGCGUGGUCAUGUACCUGCUGGCCUGGGUGUUCAUGGUGGACAUAGCCAGGUUCGGCUACAAGAAAAGCAAGGCCAAGUACAGGAAGUGGAUGGACAACCACAAGCUGGCAGGCGCCAACGAAGAAAAAACGGUUGGACUUACGAACAAAAGGGACUGAGAAGCUAAAAGACUGUGAGAUUAUAUAAUUCAGGUUUUCUCUGUGGAUUUACGACCAGUAGUAGUUUCCCCGCCUGUAGUACAGGGGUCUCCAUCUCCAGUACUUGACCCCCUCUGCAGGUUUUAUAGAAGCGUUGCUGCACUGACAGACCUGAACCAAAAGGCCGAAGCACCUCAGCUGCUUGUCGUCGACUCCACCAGACGGGUGAUAAUUCAUUUAAGUUGGCGAACACAGAGGCCUUCAAGAACAUACGGAAGAGGAUUAGGGCCACUCAAAAAAAAAAAAA
Fundulus heteroclitus (mummichog) is the source of this 1268-nucleotide messenger RNA. It is a transcript of the gene tlcd5b, whose product is annotated as TLC domain containing 5b. NCBI's taxonomy places the organism in Eukaryota, Metazoa, Chordata, Actinopteri, Cyprinodontiformes, Fundulidae. Bases 245 to 982 code for a protein of 245 amino acids. Gene Ontology annotation, cellular component: membrane. The record is from RefSeq and is a predicted model, not a curated record. The transcript has 3 exons.